AAGUACAUUAACCAUUCUUUAAAGAUACAUGUGUGGUCCUAAUCCUUAAUGCACGUGUAAUUGAUAAUUCAUAAGAAUUAGCAAAAAAAAUGAAACUUUUCUGAAAUGGAAAACCGAACACACAAAUUGCUACACAUUCCAAUGGAUAUUUGAACUGUAUUGUGUAGCCAAGAAUGUAUGCAAAAUUUUGUAUAUCCGUCCGUCGAGUGGGUUCUGUCUGCUUCAUGCUUCUGUGCAUAAAACUGAUGACGAAUGAUUUCUUGUCAAAUCGGGUCAACAGGAUAAAUGUGAUUAAAGUACACAAUAUCAUUUCUAAGCGUAAAACGGAUAACAGGAAUAUCAAAUCUACCUACGUUAUUCUUAAUAAGAAUAUUCCACGUGAUGAUACGUAUAGCAGAUACGAGACUAUAACACCUUCUCCAUCAAUCACACACAAAAUAUCGCCAGAUGAUGCCAAUUAUGAGGAUAUGCCAGGACUUCGAAGUAUGGAUGAAGCUCUCGAUCUUCCUCCACUAUUGCUUUCCGCUAGUGGGCAACAAACAGCUCCAACAAUUGAAUAUUCUCAAAGAAGGGAUCAUGAUUCAAUUAUUUCACACAAUGAUACUUGCAAUUCGCAAAAAUCUGCUCAACAGAAUGAUGUGUUUCUAGUUUUAGCAAUACGUUCUGUCUGUGAGUCAACUGAUAGGAGAAAAGCCAUUAGAAUGACUUGGGGUAAUACGACAUACAGCACAAAAGUACUGGGUGUGCGUAUCGAGAUAGUAUUUUUGUUGGGAAAAUGUAAAACUGAUAAAGCGCAAAAUCUUCUUUUUGGAGAAGAUAGCAUUUAUUCAGAUAUACUUCAAUGGAAUUUCGAUGAUGCUUUUAACACACUAACUCGGAAAGAUUGUCUUUUUAUGCAAUGGUUUGUGAAACAUUGUCGACAUAUUCCUUAUGUUUUCAAAGGUGAUGAUGAUAUUUUAGUUAACCUUCCAAAUAUUCUUCAAUAUUUAGUGACUUUACCUGCAGAAAAAAGGAAUGAACUCUUCGUUGGAUCAAAAUUAGAAUACAGUCCAAGAAUUACCAAUCCAAAUUCCAAAUAUUAUGUGAGUUCUAAUUUAUAUUCCGGAGAAUAUUAUCCUCCAUACGUAUCAGGAGGUGGAUUUCUUCUUAGUGGCAAUUUGACUUUUAAAUUUUUUUUGCAAUCACUAAAAACUCGUAUUAUUCCGAUGGAUGAUGCGUUCAUGGGAAUAAUGGCAAAGACAUUGGGCGUCACACCAGAAGAUGACAGAGGUUUCAAAAAUUGGGGCCUGAAAAUCCUAGACUCUUGUCGACUUGCCAAAAUAAAAACAUAUCACAAAGUUUCUCCACGGCAAAUGUUAUUGACGUGGAAAGCAUUAAUUCAAGUUGAUUUAUCACAAUGCGGAUCUGACUCAGAUGACGUUUAUGUUGAUAGAAUGUGAAGAUAGAAAUUCUAACAUGCAAACCGAAGUAGACGGAAUAGCCAAAUAGACGAAAAAAAAAACUAUUCAUGCCAAAAUACAUUCGAUAUUUUUUGUUCAUGUAACAGAACAACUUGCAAUAACAACAAAAACAAAAUGCAAUCAAAGAAAAUUAAAUUGAAUUUUACUAAAACGUUUCCGUCAGCGAUUUACUAAGCAUGAGUUAUAACCAAUUUGAAUAAAAUUAACUAAUGUGUGUUAAGUUCAUUUGACCGUUAUUUAAAGUGUACACAUAUUAUUUUAAAGCACACAGAUUAUUCAAUGUAACGGCUAUUUAUUUAUUUGGUUCAAUGAAGCAAAUUUAACAGUAAUUUCAAUUAUGUUUUUAGGAGGAAAUGUUUAUCUACCAUGGGUGUAUGCCAAAUAAAAGUUUAAUGCACAGAGUAUAUAAUAUUUUGCAGAAGUAAGUAACAAAAGGCCAUAAUUGUGUUUUUGUUUAUGUAGUUGGAAAUAAGUGAUGUUAGCAGGCUGGUUUUAAAUGAUCAAUUUAAAGUUUUGUUCUAUAAAAAAACUAGUAUAGGUAAAUGGUUGAACACCACCAUAUUUUUGAAUAAACGUUUUAUUUGUUGGUUACUCCAAUAUGCACCAAGCGAAAUCAAAUGUUUUUUCUCGUAAAUGAAUAUGCUUGCUUUUUUGUUAAUGGCAACAGCUGUUGUGGAUCGACUUCAUAUUAUUUUUAUAUGUGUGAAAGUAAACAAGGAUAUCAGGAAUUCCUGGGAUAGAAAUGAUAUGAGAAUCAACAUUUUAUAUUCAAACCUGAAGAGAAUAUUCGAUUAAACUAUAUAUCCACGCGUUAACCUUAUAACGAGUAUGCGCCGUUUUAUGGUGUGUCAAGAAUAAAAUCCUAUAUACUAGAUUAACGAUGUAAAUUUUUCGAUGAUCUCACCUUACAAC
Messenger RNA from Styela clava, 2372 nucleotides. Its product is annotated as beta-1,3-galactosyltransferase 1-like. Gene Ontology annotation, molecular function: hexosyltransferase activity. The record is from RefSeq and is a predicted model, not a curated record. Gene Ontology annotation, biological process: protein O-linked glycosylation; poly-N-acetyllactosamine biosynthetic process. Gene Ontology annotation, cellular component: Golgi membrane. NCBI's taxonomy places the organism in Eukaryota, Metazoa, Chordata, Ascidiacea, Stolidobranchia, Styelidae.